ACUUAAUGUUUUUAAUCUUUCUCCUACAAUACAUAUAAAAACAAAUUUUAAUAUGUUUUAAAAUUUUUUCUUUCAAAUUCUUUUCCUAUUUCCUUUCUUUCCCCCUCAUUGAAAAGGCAAACAAUUUGUUAUAGGUCAUGCAUGUGCAGUCAUGCAGAUCAUAUUUUCAUAUCAGUCAUGUGGUGAAAAGAAACACGAUAAAAAUAAUAAAAACAAGAAAAAUAAAAAAAUAUGCUUUGAUUGGCAUUCAGAUGCCACCAAUUCUUUCUCUGCAGGUAGAUAGCAUUUUUCAUAAGAGUCCUUUGGAAUUGGUUUGGAUCUGUGUAUAGCUAAAUCAUUUAUAGUUGAUCAUUGCACAUCUUGCUGAUACUGUGCACAAUGUUCUGAUAUUGCUCACUUCACUUUGCAUCAGUUCAUGUAAUUCUUUUCAGAUUUUUCUGAAAUCAUCUUUUAUAGCACAAUAGUAUUUCAUCACAAUCAUAUACCACAUCUCAUCUCUAAAAUAUAUAAAGAACUGUGUCAAAUUUAUAAGAACACAAAUUGUUUCCCAAUUGAUAAAUGGUCAAAGGAUAUGAACAAUUUUCAGAUGAUGAAAUUAAAGCCAUCUAUAGUAAUAUGAAAAAGUUCUCUAAAUCACUAUUGAUUAGAGAAAUGCAAAUUUAAAAAACUUUUAGGUACCACUACACACCUCUCAGAUUGGCUAAGAGGAAAAGAUAAUGAUGAAUGUUGGAGGGGAUGUGGGAAAACUGGGACACUAAUACAUUGUUGGUGGAGUUGUGAAUUGUUCCAAUGAUUCUGGAGAGCAGUAUGGAACUAUGCCCAAAGGACUAUCAAACUGUGUCUUUGAGCAAUGUUUCUAUUGGGCCCAUGCCAAGGAGAUUAUGAAAAAGGGAAAAGGACCCAUAUGUGCAAAAAUGUUAAUAACAGCCCUUUUUGUAGUGGCAAGGAAACUAUUCAGUUUGAUGGAUGCUCCUCAAUUGCAGAAUGACAGAAUAAAUUAUGGUAUAUGAAUAUUAUGGAAUAUAAUUGUUCUAUAAGAAAUGAUCAGUAGGAUGAUUUCAGAGAGGCCUGGAGAGACUUACAUGAACUGAUGCUAAGUGAAGUGAGUAGAAUCAAAAGAACAUUGUACACAGCAACAAAAACAUUAUGUGAUGAUCAGUUUGAUGGAUGUGGCUCUUUUCAACAGCCUGGUGAUUCAGGUCAGUUCCAAAGAUCUUGUGAUAGAUCAAGCCAUUUGCAUCCAGAGAGAGGCUUAUGGGGACUGAGUAUGAAUCACAACAUAGUAUUUUCACUUUUUUGUUGUUGUUCUUUGCUUGCAUUGUUUUCUUUCUCAUUUUUUUCCUUUUUGAUCUGAUUUUUCUUGUGCAGCAUGAUAACUGUGGAAAUAUGUAUAGAAGCAUUGCACAUGUUUAACAUAUAUUGGAUUACUUGCUAUCUAUAGGGAGUGGGGGGAAGGGAGGGAGAAAAAAUUGGGAACACAAGAUUUUGCAAGGGUAAAUAUUGAAAACUAUACACUUGUUUUGAAAAUAAACAGCUUUUAAAAAAGAAACAACAACUCUGUUUUAUACCUCAGAGAUGUUACAUUAUUCAUCCAAGGCAGUCAUUAAACCAACACUGUUAUUACCAGUACUGAAUUUACAUUUCUCAUACCUCUCAUCCCAUAUCUCUCACAUUGGCUAAGAUGACAGGAAAAGAUAAUGAUAAAUGUGGGAGGGAAAAUUGGGUCACUAAUGUAUUGUAGGUGGAGUUGUGAAAUGAUCCAACCAUUUCGGAGAGAAAUCUGAAACUAUGCCCAAAGGGCUAUAAAACGGUGCGUACCCUUUGAUCCAGCAGUGGGUCUAUAUCGCAAGGAAAUCAUAAAGGGAAAAGGACCCACAUGUGCAAAAACGUUUGUGGUAGCAAAGAAUUGGAAAGUUAGUAGAUGCCCGUCAUUUGGUGACUGGCUGAAUAAGUUGUGGUAUAUGAAGAUAACCAGAUUCGCCUCUGGCUGCUCUAGGGAGCGCUUUGCAUUCUGGUUCCCGGUCUAAACGUUCCUAAAUCGUGUCCUGCGCAGGAUGCUGCAUCUUCCCAGGUCUCAGUUUCCCCUCUCGCUAGAGGCACUGGUCCCUCCUCUCUGGAGGCGGAGCUGAGCGGGUGCUUCCCAGGCAUUCCCGGAUUGGUCAGCGGGGCGUGGGGCGUAGCCUCUCCUCGCGGCUGCUCCGUGCACCCAAAUCCCGACUGUCAAUAAAGUUUGUUCGAAAGCCCAACGAAGGAGGAGGUCUGACACUUCCGCCUCUGAAGAGGUUGGGCCGAAGCCGGGCUAGGGGCCGGAGCGGCGGCGGCGGCUGGAUGAGAGGGAGGAUGGAGCCCGAGCCGGAUCUGGAGCUGCUGCUUCAGGAGGCCCGGGAGAGCAUCGAGGCGGCGCAGAGCUACCGGCGCGAGCUGGGCCAGCGGCUGCAGGGGCUGCAGGCGGCGCGAAGGCAGAUCAAAGAGAGUGCAUCACAGACGAGAGAUGUCCUCAGGCAACAUUUUAAUGAUCUAAAGGGAACCCUCAGGAAGCUCUUGGAUGAACGAUUAGUAUCCUUGUUGCAAGAAGUGGACACCAUUGAACAGGAGACUGUCAAGCCAUUAGAUGAUUGUCAGAAACUUAUUGAACAUGGAGUCAACACAGCUGAAGAUUUGGUCCGAGAAGGUGAGAUUGCCAUACUUGGUGGUGUGGGAGAAAAGAAUGAAAAAUUAUGGAGCUUUACCAAAAAGGCUUCUCACAUUCAAUUGGAUAGCUUGCCAGAAGUGCCUCUGCUGGUUGAUGUGCCUUGUUUAUCUGCUCAGUUGGAUGACUCAAUUCUCACCAUAGUCAAAGAUCAGAUUUUCAAUCAUGGCACAGUUGCAUCUCGGCCACCAGUACAGAUAGAAGAGCUCAUAGAAAAGCCUGGAGGUAUCAUAGUACGAUGGUGUAAGGUUGAUGAUGACUUUACAGCACAAGAUUACAGACUCCAGUUUCGUAAGAGUACAUCAAAUCAUUUUGAAGAUGUGUACGUUGGUUCUGAAACUGAGUUUAUAGUAUUACACAUAGAUCCCAAUGUUGAUUAUCAGUUCAGAGUAUGUGCUAGAGGGGAUGGUCGGCAGGAAUGGAGUCCCUGGAGUGUUCCACAGAUGGGCCAUUCUACAUUGGUGCCUCACGAGUGGACAGCUGGCUUUGAGGGAUAUAGCCUGAGCAGUCGAAGAAAUAUAGCACUAAGGAAUGAUUCCCAGGCAACAGGUGUUCUCUACUCCAGUGCUCCAACCUAUUUCUGUGGGCAGACAUUAACAUUCAGAGUCGAAACUGUGGGCCAGCCAGAUAGAAGAGAUAGUAUUGGAGUUUGUGUAGAAAAGCAGAAUGGCUAUGACUCUCUGCAGCGUGAUCAAGCAGUGUGUAUUGGUACAAAUGGUGCCGUUUUUGUAAACGGGAAGGAGAUGACAAAUCAGUUGCCAGCAGUUACUUCUGGAUCCACUGUUACGUUUGACAUGGAAGCAGUGACGCUGGUUACCACUAAUAAUAACGAUACUGGGAACUUCAAGCUGAGAGUAACGAUUAGCUCUAAUAAUAGGGAAGUGGUUUUUGACUGGUUACUUGAUCAAUCAUAUGUUUCCCUUUACUUUGGAUGUUCAUUUUUUUACCCUGGUUGGAAAGUGUUAGUGUUUUAGCCUUUUGAUUAAUUAGUAUCAGGUUGAAGGUUUUUAGCAGAGAUAUCCUCAGCCAAGUUUAACCAAGUGACAAAGCCAGACUCAUCUCUCAAAUAGGCAGUUUAGAAAUUGAAUGUGAUUCUAACAGGAUUCAUUUAAAAACAUAUGUAUUUCUUUGGACAAAAGCAUAAUGCAACCAAGUUUAUUUGGUAAAGCAUAUGGUAAGCAAAUAGCGCAUUAUGAUAAAUUUUAAAUGGAUUUCUCCUAUGUAAGGGUGGGUGGGAAGGGAGUUUCUUACACAGCCUGAAACCUUUCACUGCUUAUUAACUUUGGUUAUUGUAUUGGAAGAAUUACAUUUACAUGCCCUUAGAAUUAAAUCUGCAUAUUUUAAAACCAGAGUUUUGGAAAAGCUUUCAGGCAUGAUGCAGUUGUAUGUAGUACAUUAACAGCAAUAGAUGGAAUUUGUUGUGGUUCGUAUGAAUUGCAAAUGUAGCACAUUCCACUUCUUUAUAAUGUUUACCUUCUCUUGCUAUAUAGAUUUUAAUUUGUAACUGAAAAAAAGAUCCAGCUAGAAAUCAAGGUCCUGUUUUCUGUCUUUCAUUAGAUUAGCCAUUCUUCACCAGUGUGCCUUGUACAAAAUCAGGGAUUUUAAGAACAGUAUUGAAUUGUUGCAUUCAGUAAUAAUACUUAAGCCUUCAAAGAAUUUGACUUUCUGUAUUUGUUUUUUGUGCCUAAAGCAAAAACCUAAUCUAACCAAAGUAUAUAUAUAUAUAUAUUUGCACAAACUUUGUAGUGAAGUUUGACAUUCUAGAAGAUUUUCACAGGGUAAAACUACUUACAGUAGUAGUACAUACAGUGUUAGCCAUAUUACAUAUAUUGGUAUACAUGUGUGCAUAUGUAUAUAUAUAUGGCACAUGAUUUCUCGUACAGUUUAUCAGCUUGUUUGUCUUUUAAGAACCGACCAAACAUAAAAUAAUACUUGAUUUUUUUGAGAUAACUUUACAUUUGUGUAAAAUAUUUAUUUUAAGGCCCUACUAUGUUAAAAUAAUGGUCUUAACUAGCUAUACCAACUUACAAAAAAUUUUAAUGUGAAUUUUUUUAUCGGUAGGAACAUGUUUGAAAAAACAAGUUUGAUAUUUUUGUAAAAUAAUUUAUUUAGGGAUUCAGGUCCCUGCUUGACAAUCAUGAUGUUGUCCCUUUGAUUUUUUUAUAUAUUAGCAAUCUUUCAUUUUGUGAUAGUUAAAAGGAUGUGGCAGAUAUAAAUGCCUUAUCUAUUAGUGCUGAACCUGAAUAAAAUAAAGUACAAAAUA
Molecule: messenger RNA, 4952 nt
Organism: Antechinus flavipes (yellow-footed antechinus)
Lineage: Eukaryota; Metazoa; Chordata; Mammalia; Dasyuromorphia; Dasyuridae
Gene: CRLF3
Product: cytokine receptor like factor 3
Exons: 8
Coding region: 2329-3663 (444 amino acids)
Molecular function (GO): protein binding
Source: RefSeq, a predicted model, not a curated record